AUGGCGACGCUCAAAUUUGCAAGUUGGAAGUUGGAUCUUCCUAUCCCUACAACAGUCCUCUAUGAUAUCUCCAGCGAUAACCGCAAGGAUCUGACCCGCAAGAUCACCAAGCUCAUCCUUGACACGCAUGAGCUAUCACAUGGCAAUUGCGCAUUCAUCGGUGACUACAACGACAAAACUCCAUACUUUGAGAUGCAAACGCUGAGCAUCCCGCCAGACCCUGAUUACGAUGGCAGUUUACAUUCACUGCCCGCUGACAAGCGGAGCGACACUCUCAAAUUUAUCACCACUAUUUGUCAGCGCUGGAAAAACCAGGAGAGCACGUAUCUACGGAAGCCAAUAUCAGGGUGGGAUAGAUGCAGCGACGUGGCCAAGGAGAUGUACGAUUACGGGUUCCCGAGCGCUAGCAAUCGCGUUCCAUUCACACACAUGGAUCUCUAUCCGCGUAACAUCCUCAUCAACAUCACCAGCGAUAGCUUGAUCGAGAUCAUUGGAGUGCUGGACUGGGACGAUGCACUCUUUGUGCCGAAGUACGUGGCUUGUCAAGCACCUUUCUAA
Molecule: messenger RNA, 558 nt
Organism: Macroventuria anomochaeta
Lineage: Eukaryota; Fungi; Ascomycota; Dothideomycetes; Pleosporales; Didymellaceae
Exons: 2
Coding region: 1-558 (185 amino acids)
Source: RefSeq, a predicted model, not a curated record